Messenger RNA from Gasterosteus aculeatus aculeatus (three-spined stickleback), 1452 nucleotides. It is a transcript of the gene ctsla, whose product is annotated as cathepsin La. NCBI's taxonomy places the organism in Eukaryota, Metazoa, Chordata, Actinopteri, Perciformes, Gasterosteidae. The record is from RefSeq and is a predicted model, not a curated record. Gene Ontology annotation, molecular function: cysteine-type peptidase activity. Gene Ontology annotation, biological process: proteolysis.
CGACCAAUGAGAGCGCUCGGUGCCGCUCAGCCAGGCUCCUAUAAAACUUUGUGCGCCUCGGAUUCAGGAGCUCAGUUUCCACUUUGGCCUCAAACGUGAAGAAAAGACAGAAGCGAUGAUGCUGCCUUUAGCCGUGUUGACCGUGUGCCUCGGUGCAGCCCUGUCGGCCCCCAGCCUGGACCCCCAGCUGAACGACCACUGGGGCCUGUGGAAGAGCUGGCACACCAGAUUCUACCACCAGAGGGAGGAGGGCUGGAGGAGGAUGGUGUGGGAGAAGAACCUGAGGAAGAUCGAGCUGCACAACCUGGAGCACUCCAUGGGCAAACACUCGUACCGGCUGGGCAUGAACCACUAUGGGGACAUGACCAACGAGGAGUUCAGGCAGCUCAUGAACGGCUACAAGCACAAAGCCGACAGGAAGCCCCGGGGGUCCCUGUUCAUGGAGCCCAACUUCCUGGAGGCCCCGCGCUCCGUGGACUGGAGGAAAAAGGGCUACGUCACCCCCGUUAAGGACCAGGGUGAGUGUGGUUCCUGCUGGGCCUUCAGUGCUACCGGCGCCCUGGAGGGUCAGAUCUUCAGGAAGACGGGCUCUCUGGUGUCCCUGAGCGAGCAGAACCUGGUGGACUGCUCGCGGCCCGAGGGCAACGAGGGCUGCAGCGGCGGCCUGAUGGACCAGGCCUUCCAGUACGUGGAGGACAACCAGGGCCUGGACUCUGAGGCCGCUUAUCCCUACAAGGGCGUGGACAACCUGCCGUGCAAGUACGACCCCAUGUUCAACUCCGCCAACGACACGGGCUUCGUGGACGUCCCGAGCGGGAAGGAGCACGCGCUGAUGAAGGCCGUGGCCGCCGUGGGGCCCGUCUCCGUCGCCAUCGACGCCGGACACGAGUCCUUCCAGUUCUACCAGUCGGGGAUCUACUACGAGGAGGGCUGCAGCAGCCAGGAGCUGGACCACGGCGUGCUGGUGGUGGGUUACGGCGCCGAGACGGAAGACGAGGACGGGAAGAAGUUCUGGAUCGUUAAAAACAGCUGGGGGGAGAAGUGGGGCGACGGCGGCUACAUCUACAUGGCCAAAGACCGGAAGAACCACUGCGGAAUCGCCACGGCCGCCAGUUAUCCCCUCGUCUGACGUCGGCUCGGCUGCACAGCUACUUGUUUUCUGUUGUUGUUGUUUUUUUAAAAUUGCAAUAGCUCGGCCGGGAGCCGCCGGCGAGGCUUCGGUCAGAGCGGCGGCGGGAGAUCGCACAAUGUUUUAUAAAGAGAAACACUGUUUUUAGGGAAAUGGCGCCAUUUUGUGUUUGGCUGGGUCUCUGCCACUUUUAUUUAGUCGAGUGUUUUAUUCUUUGUAAAUACGCGUAUGUUACUUGGUAGGUGGUAAAUUAACUUGCUUCAGGUCAUUUGUAAAUGAUUCUUUUUACUUUUACUAUGAUCGAAUAAAGUUGUGAAACACUA